CAGGAAGAAACUUACCACUGGAGAUCUUGCUUGAAGCACUGAUACAGCUUUUGCAAAGCUGUGAUGGCAUCUACUUGGGCUCUCCAGGCCGGCAAGGACCAGGAUGAACUUUUGGAAGUAAAGAUAGAGGAGGAGGAGCAGAGGGAGGAGGAAUAUAAGGAUACCACCAGACAGGAUCAGAACCUGCAAAAGAACAACAUGCAUAGUAGAGAGGUCUUCCGACAGUACUUCAGGCAAUUCUGCUACCAGGAAACAUCUGGACCCCGUGAGGCUUUGAGUCGACUGCGGGAACUUUGCCGUCAGUGGCUGAGGCCGGAGACCCACACCAAAGAGCAGAUCCUGGAGCUCCUGGUGCUGGAACAAUUCUUGACCAUCCUGCCCGAGGAGCUCCAAGCCUGGGUGCAGGAACAGCAUCCAGAGAGUGGGGAAGAGGUGGUGACUGUGCUGGAGGAUUUAGAGAAAGAGUUGGAUGAGCCAGGAUAUCAGGUCUCAGUCCAUGCUGAGGAACAGGAAAUGUUCUUGCAGGAGAUGGCACCUCUAGGAAGAGAACAAGAACCCAGUACAUCCCUCCAGUGUGUGAAAGCCCAGCUAAAGUGUGAAUCUCCAGAACUUGAAGCCCAACAGAAGCAAGUUUCAGAUGUUGAGACUGGAAAUGAGUACAGGAAUUUAACUCUAAAGCAAGAAGUUUCUGAAGAAAUGGAACCAUAUGGGAGUAUAUCUAGCAGAUUUGAAAAUGAAAUGUCCCAGUCUGGUAGGUGUGGAAAAACUUAUGAACCUGAAGAAAAAACAGAAGAGCCUUCUGGACACUGUAGUGAAGAUAAACAACCUAUAUGUGAUGAAAAUGGAGUAAGUUUGACUAAGAACUCAGACCUUACUGAACGCCAGAGAAUCUGUCCAGGAAAAAAACCUUAUGAAUGUGAUGACUGUGGAAAAGUUUUUAGUCAGCACUCACGCCUCAGUGAACAUCAGAGGAUCCAUACUGGAGACAGGCCCUACAAAUGCGAAGAAUGUGGAAAAACUUUCCGUGGGAGAACUGUGCUUAUUCGUCACAAAAUAAUACACACUGGAGAGAAACCAUACAAAUGUAAUGAGUGUGGCAAAGCCUUUGGGCGGUGGUCAGCUCUUAAUCAACAUCAGAGACUUCACACAGGAGAGAAACACUACCACUGUAAUGAAUGUGGCAAAGCCUUUAGCCAAAAAGCAGGCCUCUUUCACCAUCUCAAAAUCCACACAAGAGACAAACCGUAUCAUUGUACUCAGUGUAAUAAAAGUUUUAGUCGACGUUCAAUACUUACUCAGCAUCAAGGAGUUCAUACUGGGGCAAAGCCCUAUGAGUGCAACGAGUGUGGAAGAGCCUUUGUUUAUAACUCAUCCCUUGUUUCCCAUCAGGAGAUCCACCACAAAGAAAAAUGCUAUCAGUGUAAGGAAUGUGGGAAAUCCUUCAGUCAGAGUGGCCUUAUUCAACAUCAGAGAAUCCACACUGGGGAGAAACCUUACAAGUGUGAUGUUUGUGGAAAAGCCUUUAUUCAGAGGACAAGUCUUAUAGGACAUCAGCGAAUUCACACUGGAGAGAGACCCUAUAAAUGUGAUAAGUGUGGGAAGGCUUUCACUCAAAGAUCAGUCCUCACGGAACAUCAGAGAAUCCACACUGGAGAGAGGCCCUACAAGUGCGAUGAGUGUGGGAAUGCCUUCCGAGGAAUCACCAGCCUCAUUCAGCAUCAGAGAAUCCACACUGGGGAGAAACCCUACCAAUGUGAUGAAUGUGGCAAAGGCUUCAGACAGAGGUCAGAUCUUAGUAAACACCAGAGAAUCCAUAAUAGAGGUGGUCCCUGUAAAUGUAAAGAGUGUGGGAAAUCGUUCAGGCAGAACUCAGCUCUUAUUCAACAUCAGACUAUCCACAAAGGAGAAAAAUCUUUUUCUGUGUGAUAACUACAGGGAAGCUAUCUCACCGAGUGCAGGCUGGAGAGAAAUACUAGGUUUGAAAUGAUUUAGGGCAGAAUGUCAGUCACUAUUGCUAUGAGGAAACCUCAGAUAUUUUAUAAAGAAUCCACUAAUAGGUGCUGUGGAGAACAAGAAGCAUAACACCAAAUUCUUUUUCUUAAAGAGUUUACCAUCUAGGUUGGAAUAUAUAAGAUCCACAUGUUUAAAUAAGACUACAGAAUGGUAGAAUUGAUGCUCAAAGUAGUGUAGAAUUAAAGUGGCACUUGGCAGACAGUAAGUGCUAUAAAUUCUGAAGGACAGAUCCUUGUUGCCUAAGGUGGUCAGGAAAGAUUUAAUUGAAGAUAAGGGUUUGAUGGGCAGAUUUGAAAGGCAAAAGGAAGAAAACAUUUAGGGUCAAAAAAAAAUGGAAGCAGAGGCAAGCAUAUGGUUUGGAAAUAAUCAGCGACAGGACUGGCCAACCUAAAGUAGAGAGCUUGUUCAAAUUGGGCAGUUGAUGACAUUAAGUUGGAAAUAGCGUGGGGACAGACUAUGGAAGGGCUAAAAUGCCAAUAAUUUUACCUAAUACUUUAUAACGCUUUGACACAACGCACUCUUCUCAUUUAAUUCCUAAAAUAUCUCUGUAAAAUUAAAAUUAUUCUCCGUUUUAAAACUGAGGAUACUCUUGUUUAUGGAGAUGGUGACAUAACUACAAUAUCACACAAAGGAAAAGACCAGCAACUUAAGUGCAGGUCUCCAACUUCAUUCAGGUCCUUUCCAUUACAAUAGUGAUUCCUCAACGUCAGUGGAGCUCGAUUAAAAUGCCUGAGUCCCACUCACAGAUAUUCUGCUUCAUUAGGUCUGGGAUGGGCUUGAAUCUUCAUUUUGACAGCUCCACAGUCACCUGAUGUUAGACUAAAAUAUGAGAAACAUUGCAUUGAG
Messenger RNA from Ceratotherium simum simum (southern white rhinoceros), 2859 nucleotides. The record is from RefSeq and is a predicted model, not a curated record. Lineage: Eukaryota; Metazoa; Chordata; Mammalia; Perissodactyla; Rhinocerotidae.